Messenger RNA from Racocetra persica, 233 nucleotides. The record is from the annotation of a GenBank genome assembly. NCBI's taxonomy places the organism in Eukaryota, Fungi, Glomeromycota, Glomeromycetes, Diversisporales, Gigasporaceae.
UUGUUGCCAUGAAAAAAGCAAAUAAUUUAAUUAAUAAAGAGGAAAAAACGACAGAAGCCAAAAGGAGAGAAGCACAAAGAAUUUUAGCCUCAAUUAAUCGGCUUGCCUCAAUAAUGGAAGAAAGAAAAAAAUUUACUUGUAGCAAGUGUGGACAAGACAAAAAAAUCAUUUUGGCAGCCUUGGAUAAAAGUUGGAGAGAAAUUUGUUUGUGCUGGGAUUGUGGCACCCCCAAG